Molecule: messenger RNA, 3943 nt
Organism: Plodia interpunctella (Indianmeal moth)
Lineage: Eukaryota; Metazoa; Arthropoda; Insecta; Lepidoptera; Pyralidae
Exons: 3
Coding region: 283-2382 (699 amino acids)
Source: RefSeq, a predicted model, not a curated record
CACGAAUCUCGGGUUUCGGCGCGCGCGUCGCUGGCACCACACUCUGCAAAAACGUCCUCUAUUCCCGUCUAACGCGAGGAAAACACGUAAAAACAAAUUUUAUUUCUGUGCCCGCUAAAUUUAGGUAUGAAAACCGAAAGUAAUACGAGCGAUUUUGGUUCGACUCGCAGUUGUCUGUAUUUAGUUUAGUAGCGGUUGUCGGUGAUAGCACCCGGUGUGCAUAGUGCAGUGUUUCUGUGUAGUGUUGCUCUGAUGCUGUGAAGUGACGAUCAAGGGAUUUGGAUGUCACAAAUGCUGCCAGAAGGUGGAGAAGUGAUGCGCCGCGUGGCGUGCGCUGACGUGUGUCCCGCGCCGCCCGCGCCGCCGCACGCGCAUCAACCACACACCAGGUCAGAAAAUAAAGAACUUCUGAGGCAGCAGUUACUAUCAGCCAGCAAAGAGCGAUCGGAGAAAUCUGAACAGCCGAAACAGAAGCUCGUCAGAAACCGGCAGAAGAACCGAUGGAAACUCAAGUUCCACCACCAGGCGUUGCCGCAGGAGUACCUUGACCAUUACGAACAAAGUCUACAGAAAGCUAACGUUAAAAAACCCCAAAAACCUCCGGAAAAGCCAAAACAAGAACCCACUUUUGAUAUCAAUAACAUCACAAAUGAAACCUUCAAGAUCUGGGCUCAGAGGCUAGCGGGAAUUCAGAAUGAAACAGGAACGCUGACUGUGCCUACUCCAACAAACAUGGCUAAAGCUCCAAAUAAAAUCGACGACAAGAAAAAGAAGAAUCCAGCUAUCGCUCCAAGCAAGAUUAUGACUUACGAAGAUCUUCCAUACAUGGGCGAAAUGACGCUCAACAACUCCAAACCAAGGAGAGGACGAAAGCCGAAGAAAGCAGAUAUAUGCCAUCUCAUUUAUGAGAACUACGGAACAGUCGUGCCCGGGCAACCUCCCCCCGCUCAAGACAAAGCCAAUCCUCUCAGUUUAUGCUCACAAUUCAGGACAGACAACGUAACGAGCUCUUCUAAAACUGAUUUACAGAAUAAAAUAAUUUCUAAUUUAUUAGAACGGAAAUUGUGCGCUGAAAACAAAAGAAGACUGGAAACACUUUCUCCUCAAAGGUUCAAUAGUCCAGACGAACCGAUGCCCGAAGCACCGCUGACCAUCCCCGGGCCUCUCCACAGCGACGACGAGCCACUCAAUCUCUGCAUCAGAGACUUGCACGAAUUAAAAAUACAGAUCCAAAAGAAAUUCGGGAACAUUUAUACUUCAGCGCCAGAAGUCAAAACCGAGGUAGAUGCUGAUACCCAAGAGACUAUGGAGGCAGAAAUUAAGACUGAACAACCCAAUGCCAUAUCUGUUAUACAAAGGAAUACGAAUCUAUUGCCUUCAACAGCUAGCAGUUCCCCGGAUCUUUCGCGGCAGACGAGAAACGUGUCGCCGACCUUAUCUGAACCAGCUCAAUCCACUUCUUGCGCAGAUGUAGAUGGGAAAUUCCCCGGAUACGUUUACUGGCCUAACGCCGGCAUCUACAUGCAUCCAUUAGCUUUGCAGACACAACUGCUGUAUUACCAAAAGCUAGCUGCAGGACAAAUACCUUUAGAAGACCAGGACAAAAGUCCGUCAACACCAAACAGUGUAAGUGAAACCGCGUCUUCCGAAGCGAACUCUUCGUUAGAUGAAAGUAAAAAUAAAUUAGUGCUCAAACAAAUAUCUGAACUCUUAGACCCGAAAGUGAUAAAGCAAGUGGAAGAAGUGAAAAGGAGCCCGGAUCAGACGAAAAUGAAAAGGACUUCACCCAACCCUGUUUCAGGGCCUGUGAAGAGGAAACGUUCGGCCAUUUUCAUACCCCCGAUACCUUCAAAGACUAAUUCAACAACGCCUACAACCGAAGUCAGCAUUUGCAAGUUCAAAUUCACGGGAGGAUCGAAACCAUCUUUGCAAGAAAAGAAGAUGCUAUCAGUAGAUUCUGGAGGCAAUUUUAGAUACUACAGCGGGACUGGUAAUAAAGGAAAUAAAGGCUACGAUUACUUGCACAGGGAUUCAAAUCAAGGGAGAUCAACAGAGCCAGAGGCGUCGGUGUCCACGAAAGUUGACAGUCAAAGUACAAGUAAAGAAGAUUUGAGCAAGAAGAAGAGGAAGUCUAGAAAAAGUUUGCAAAGAGAAAAGUUAGAACAGACAUUUAAAGAGAAGGGAUUUUUGAUUCAAACUCAGCAGUUGCAGUCCGCUGAAGGGGCCACCUACUGCAAGUUCAGACAGCUAAGGAAGUUUACGAGAUACCUUUUUAGGAGUUGGAAGGAUUAUCUUCCAGGGGAAUUGGACGAAAGAGCGAAUAACACAGAAGUGCCCCCUGAACAACCGCCUGCAAAUGACCCUCCAACCGAAUGGAGUUGAUAUGUUCAUCGUUCUUUUUGAACCAAAGAAGUGUAAAUAUAUUAAUAAAUAGAAUCUUGGCUACUAAAACUGUUGGUGGCUAAAUAAUAUGCAUUUAUUGAGUACGUAGUGAGAUGUAAAAAAAUAUGAAAUUGUGCAAAUUCGCCGCUCCGUCCACUGUUUUGUUUUGUUGUCUAAAUGAUAUUUUUCGUUUGUAUAGUACCCGGAUGUAAAUACAUACAAUAAUUAAGCUUCGGAAUUAGACAUUUACUUAGUUUCGUCAUUCAAAAUAAGCUUCUACAAAUAUUUUGAAGGAAGUGAUUUUAAAUUAAUGUAGUGAGUUUGACUAAUAGACUUAGGAUCUCGAUUGUUUUGAAACUAUUUUAACAGGCUUUGGUAAUAUAAACGCUUAGGUUUAAUUGCACAAAGAACAUGUCAUAUAAAAGCCUUUGUACAACUAAACGAUGUUUUUAAAUUUUUUGAAUGAAAUGAAAUAAUAUUGUAUAUCUACUCUUUCGUUCCUUACUAGAAUUGUCAAGCUAUAAUGUUUUGUACUUACAACAUAAUAUUUUGAGAGUAAAACUCUCAAACUCGGAGGACCUACUAAAUAUGUAAUACAUAUAUAAAGGUUGAAUAUUGAAUGGCAUUGAAGUUUAGUGUCUUGAUACUUUGCCGUGGCAAUAAUAAAUCGCAAGAAAGAAUAUCUAUUUUUUCAACGUUUUAAGUAAAUAUAAUAAUUCAUAAACAAUAUUUGUAUAUUUUGUGAAUUAUUAAAUUUUCUGUUCUUAUUCAUGAUUAUACAGUGAAGGAUAUGUUAUAAUAUAUAAUAAGAUAUGUUUUGUUUAAAAUGCCCAAAAAAUAUAUUUCGUUGCUUAUCGAAUGUCAAAACUUUAAUUGUGGUUAUUAUUAAUACUUUACAAUUUGAAAUCAAUGCCGUGCCAAAACUAAAUCGCCCUUUUCCGAUCUCUGAUUUUAGGCUAUAAUAAUGCAUACUAACAGAGCUAGUCAAUCACCUCUAACUAAGCUGUAAGAUAGUUCAAAUAAUAUAUGUAAGAGUGUACAUACAAAAAUGAGAGGCAAUCUAGUCACUAAUUUAAGCUCACUUAUUAUUGUUAAUGUGUACAGUUAUACAGUUAUAUAAUAUAUUAAUAUAUGUUUUUAUACGAAUAAAAUACGUUUUUAUAAUCAAAAAGUUUAUUACAGAAAUCGAUUUAUUCUGUGAUGAAAAAUAUAUGAAAAUGCAAUCAACAGGAAUGUAAAACGUCCCAAUUAAACAUUAACCAAAAUAUGUUAAGUCUAUUAUUUAUAACAAUGAGAAAGGAAGCCCACAUAUUAGAAAAACAUGGAAAAAAAAAACUAUUUUUUUAAUCAUUUGUGCAUAAUUUUUAAAUAAACAAUUAAAACAUAGCCUUGGCCCCAUCAAAUAUAAGCUGGCAUGAAUAAAAUCUUAAAAUAUACCAACAUAUUGGAUUUUAACACUAUGUCCUUACGAGCUAACCCUUCAAAAAUCCAUCCAAAAACCAACAGUCUAUAUACCUUGUUCAGCAUACUAUGUAAAGGCACUUAUAGAUAUAUAUAAAAA